This is a messenger RNA of Leptopilina heterotoma, 7613 nucleotides long. RefSeq names its product guanine nucleotide-binding protein G(q) subunit alpha (gene Galphaq). Gene Ontology annotation, cellular component: heterotrimeric G-protein complex. The record is from RefSeq and is a predicted model, not a curated record. The transcript is spliced from 8 exons. Bases 1897 to 2958 code for a protein of 353 amino acids. Gene Ontology annotation, molecular function: G-protein beta/gamma-subunit complex binding; G protein-coupled receptor binding; guanyl nucleotide binding. Lineage: Eukaryota; Metazoa; Arthropoda; Insecta; Hymenoptera; Figitidae. Gene Ontology annotation, biological process: adenylate cyclase-modulating G protein-coupled receptor signaling pathway; phospholipase C-activating dopamine receptor signaling pathway.
AUAUAAUCAAUCAAGCUAUUCAAAUUAGAGAAUAAGAUCUUUUUUUCUUUAAUAAUAAAAUUUUUUUUAUUGGAAAAGAGCAAAAAAUUGUAAUUUUGCAAAAAUUGAAAAGAGCGCAGGGUGCGAAUGGGACUAGAGUCGCCCCUGUCGAACCGGCAAAAAUUGUAUUGAGCGCCAUCUUGCGACAAGGCGGUUUACUAGAGUGUGAGUAAGUGAAUCAAGUGAAUGUCUGGUAGAUUAAUCUCGCGUGUGAAAUUGCGUCUUUUUAUAAACUAUUUUACAGUUUGUAGAAGUUAUUGAAUAGUUUAGUGAUGUGUUUAUUGUCCCUACGAAUGGAUGAAAUAGACUGGACUUUAUCCAGGGUGAAAUUAGACAAGUGAAUAGAGCAAGGAAAGUCGAGGGGAAAAAGAGGGAAUUUCUUGUUCGAGAAAGAGACAAAAAAAUCGACAUACACUGCGAGAGGAAAAGAGACGUAUUUUUUUCUAAACAAGUAAGGAUAGAGAACAAACAGAACAAUAUCGAGAAUCUACUUUUACUUUUAAAGGUGCAAUUGUUGAGAAUUUAGAAGUGCACAACUUUUUUGAUAAAUUGCCGGAUAAAUACUUUUUUAACCUAAAAAAUACGAAAAGUUGGUACGUGCCAUCGUCCGUGCCUCCUCUCGGCAGAUUGUGGCAACUGCUCCAGCCUCUUCUUUGGCUGAUUUUUCUAAUCUUGUUAGUGUGAAGACACGUGCGCGCCGCUCGAACGCGUCUGACUGUGUUACCUCGACGACGAGUCAUCUUUACUCGGGCUUCACCAAUCUGGUUUGGCCUAAUAAGAUUUUCGGCGAGCGAGGCUUGAUAAAGAGCCGAGUCACAGUCAGGGACGUUAAACAAUUUCUAAGCUUCGGCACCGGCUGUUCGUUCGUGUGUGGGAAGCAGAGCACAGCAGUAGCAAGUAGUAGUAUUUAACAGCAGACGAUUUCCUCUUCACCUUCGGCGAAGUUCAUGGCGGUUGGCUUGAGUGUGUGACACAGUGCAUCGUUCAUAUAUACAAAUAUAGAUAACCUAGUGCGUGGAUACGGAAUAUAUAACACACAGUAGAGGAGAAAAACUGUGUAUGUGUGCGAGAAAGAGGUGUGUGUGAAAAAGAGAGAGAGAGAGAGCGAAAGAGAGUGUGAGAGAGAGAAAGAGAGAAAGUGACAGACAGAAGAGAGAGCGCGCGCGGUGGGUCACACCCAACCGCGCCGGGAGUCGAGUGAACGAAGGCGUACGAGUAAGCGUGUACAGGGUGAGGGACCCAAGGACCACCAGGGUGGUCGACGGGUCACCGGAAUUAACGUCCUGGUCCAAGUGCCAAAGAAGGUGCAACCGGCGAUUUUUAAGCUCGGCUGCACCGAGGAAAACGCGUGUGUGUUUCACCGGUUUUAUUCUCUGCCCCGAGUACAGUGUGUCGGUGUGUCGCUGGCGUCAUCCAGCCCUGUCAGGAGUGUUCCGCCGCAUGUGAAAAAAAGAGGUAGUGAUCGAGGUGAAAAAAGAAAAUAGAAUAUUAAAAAGGUCCAAAAGGAAAAUUGAACAGAAAUUUAGAAAUUAUAAUUGAAAACAAGAAUCACGGAUAAAUAGCAAAAGAGAUAAGGAUCAGAAAUUAUAUAGAAACGACGACGACGACGGGUUCUAAGGUCAGUGGCAGCGCUUUUAUAAAGCAAGCAAAACGGCGACAAGAAGGCGAGACAAAAAAUUGGUGCUUUUCACGUUGGCAAGAUAAUAAAUACGUCGAAGCGACCGCGACGACGACAACGGCAAAGACGACGACGAUCAAGAGUGCCCGCUGGCUGUCGCGCUCGGGCGGCCUACUCUGUCGCUCCCUCCCCCCUCACACACCCUCCUCCCGUCGAGGAGGAUCCCACUGCCCUGAAUCAUGGCGUGUUGCCUGUCGGAAGAGGCCAAGGAACAGAAACGAAUCAACCAGGAGAUUGAACGUCAACUCAGGAGGGAUAAACGUGAUGCCAGGCGGGAACUCAAGCUCCUUUUACUUGGUACUGGUGAGUCGGGCAAGUCGACGUUUAUCAAACAGAUGAGAAUUAUCCACGGUUCCGGAUACUCGGACGAAGAUAAGCGAGGGUUCAUUAAAUUGGUCUUUCAAAAUAUUUUCAUGGCAAUGCAGUCAAUGAUUCGUGCCAUGGACCUCCUGAAAAUCCAGUACGGCGAUUCUUCGAAUAUAGAAAAGGCAGAGCUCGUUCGCGCUGUAGACUUCGAAACUGUAACGACAUUUGAAAGUCCAUAUGUAGAAGCUAUUAAGGAUUUAUGGGCAGAUGCCGGUAUUCAAGAAUGUUACGACCGUAGACGAGAGUACCAACUUACAGACUCGGCUAAAUAUUAUAUUAGUGACCUAGCACGUAUCGAGGCGCCUGAUUAUCUGCCAACCGAGCAAGACAUUCUUCGUGCUCGAGCCCCUACUACAGGCAUUAUAGAAUAUCCAUUUGAUCUGGACUCCAUCAUAUUUAGGAUGGUGGACGUCGGUGGACAGAGAUCAGAAAGAAGAAAAUGGAUCCACUGUUUCGAAAAUGUGACUUCCAUUAUAUUUUUAGUAGCGUUAAGUGAAUACGAUCAAAUUCUGUUUGAAUCUGAAAACGAGAAUCGAAUGGAAGAAAGUAAGGCAUUAUUCAAAACAAUUAUAACAUAUCCCUGGUUUCAACACUCUUCCGUAAUUCUCUUCUUAAAUAAAAAAGAUCUGCUUGAGGAAAAAAUAAUGUAUUCACAUCUUGUCGACUACUUUCCUGAAUAUGAUGGACCACAAAGAGACGCUACAGCAGCUAGAGAAUUCAUACUAAGGAUGUUUGUCGACUUAAAUCCAGAUAGCGAAAAGAUUAUUUAUUCCCACUUCACAUGCGCCACAGAUACGGAAAAUAUAAGAUUCGUGUUUGCGGCCGUGAAGGAUACAAUCCUGCAAUCAAAUUUGAAGGAAUACAAUUUGGUUUAGAAAUUUUCUAUAAAGAAUUCGAAAUGGAUUCGACUGUUUUUUCUGUAAGCCUGAGACCAGAGCAAUGGAGAGCUUGGACUUUGUUUAAAUGAAGAGAAAAGCGAGAGAAGAAUAAAAAUGCGAAAAGAAAGAGUUUAAAAGAGUUUAAAAAACAGAGGGAACGAAGAAAACAAAGUACCGAAAAAAGGGGAAUCACGUGGGAAACAAAUACUGCUCGUGUUGAUUGUUCGACGGCGAAUUAAGUCAUCACAACACGAGUGCACCAAAACUUUAGGUAGAUAGGUUAUGUGCGAUGGAAAUUCCAGCGACAAAAAACAAAAAACAAAAAAAUAGACCUAAAAAUCUUGAGCGUUAUAGGUUCAUUCCUAAAAAACAAAAACAAAAAAAAAUAACCUUUUCAUUGUCGAUACCAACAAACUGAUUUAGUUUCAUACUCUAUUUGUUGAAUUUGUUACCUUUUUAUAGCUUAGCCUAGUCGAUUCGAACUCGGCUGACUGUGAAAUCGCCUGAUUUUUAUAAUAACGAUAAAGAAAAAUAAAAAAAAUAUAAACGAAAAGCAAAAAAACAAAAAACAAAAAAAAAUUAUAAAAACAAAAAAAAUCACGAACAAGUAAACUUUUACGAAGCACAGCGUGAUUUUGUCGCGCUGUGCCCCCAUGUCUGUCCAAAAUGUGUGUUUCAAGACGAACGAUCUCAACGACGAGAACAUUUCCGAGUGAAACAAGAAAAAGGAGGAACAAAAGCUUUUUAAUCACGAGUAGUCGGAGACACAAGUGAGAGCAAUUUUUGUGCCAUUUACUAAUGUGGUGUUUUUAUUGCAGUCCUUUGUUAGAUGCAAAAAGCCAAAGUGUUUUUUUUUCUUUUUUAAUCUGUGCCAGAAACGACUAAGAGUUUUUUCUGCAUGUGACUCAAAUUCACGAUUCAUCGUAUAAAUAUUGUUAUAUAUAAUAUAUAUGAAGAAAAAAAAAUUUGAAAACCUAGAAUAGAGUCCGAAGAAAUACGUCGGCAAAAAAAGCAAACAAGAAAACGCUCCUCAGACCCGUCUUUUACAAUACAGCAAACUAAAAGAAUUAGAAAAACAACAUCUUUUUUGAUGUAAGUUUUUAGGUAAAAAAAAAUGAAUAAAUAAAUAAAAAUAUAUUAUCAGGAGGCGGGAGUAAGCAGGCUUCCCUGCCUCUUUCACCUCCGAAGCCGGUGCUCGGAAUGCGAGGGCUUCACAAACACUUCCCUUAUUAUUAUCUUCAUUAUCAUUCAAUAUUUACAUGUAAAAAAGAAAUUCAGUCCAUUUUUUAAUUCAUCAUUAUUAUUAGAAUCGAAAUCCGCGUUCUUCAAAUCCUUUUUUUCUACGAAAACAAAAAUCGUUUUUUACAAAAACUUCCAAAAAGAAACAAUCGUCUUUGUAGAAAAAAAUAAUAAUAUUCAUUUUAUAAAAAUAUAUUCUGGAAAUUUACAAAACUAGUUUCAGAAGAUAAUUUUGUAUGAAAACUACUUUCUAAAAAUUUUUUUUACGAGAAAAAAAAUAAUUUUGUGGGAAUAUAUUUUCCUAAAAAUCUUUUUGGGUGAUUGUUUUUUUAUAAAAUAUAAUUUGCCGAGAAGAAAAAAAUUCCGAAGGAAUGUAGACAUUUUUUUUUUGACUUGGAAAUUAUAUAAAAAAAUGAUUUUUCGACUAGUCUUUAAGAACUGGAAGAAAAUAUUCCAAAAUAUCUCACUAUACUAGGAAAAACUCUUUCGAAAGUCGUUUCAUUCUUUUUCGAAAAUAUGCGUAAAUAAAAUAUCUUCCAAAAAAAGAAUCCUUUUUAUAGGAAAUUUCUUCCAAAAAAAUCGUUUUUAUACGAAUUUUUCAAAACUUUUUUGUAGAAAAAAACCCGUAACCAAAGCCACUUCUUUUUUUAAACAAUACAAUCUUCCAUAAAGCUUGCAAUGAAUUCGUCUUCUUAAUUCCGAAGAUUCCGAAUUAGCAUUUUGUCUAGAAAAUUAUUCCGUAAUUUUCUCUUGAGAAAAAAUUUGAGGCUUCCUGGUAUUUUUUCUUUCGCUCUUUUUUCGUUAUUUUGAUAGAAAAAAAAGUUCGUUUCGAUUUUGAGAAAAGGAAACUAUGUUAGAAAAAAAAACGAGACGAACUUGAUAUUUAUUUAAUUUAGGAUUUUCACUUGAGGAAAAAAAAGGAAAAAAACAGGAACGCCCACUUGGUUAUAGGAGGAAAAAAACGCGGAGGAGGUAGACUGAUUAAAUACUGAACUAAUCGAUUUUUCUUUACAAUGUGAUACUAGUUAUGGGAGCAUCUAAACGUCCCAGAGAAGACGAGUCUGCAAGGCGUGACAAAAUUGUGAAAAUCAAAAAAAAAAAAAAAAAAUCCGACUCUGUUUUCUUCUUCAAAAUGCGUCUCGCUUUGUGGUUAAAUUUUUUUGUAAAACGCGAGAGUGAAUUUGAAAUCAUUUUUGCGUAUUGCCUUAAUGUGUCUUUUUUACUGGUCCGAGAAAGACUUCUUUUAUUUUAUAUUUAAUAACUGCUGAAACAUUUUUUUGUGGAAAAAAUUUGUACUUUUAAUAGAAGAAUUUUUUCUUUUGAUUUUUUUUAAUGAUAAACAUGUUUUUUACGAGAUAAAAAUGUUUUUGAAUGAUGAAAAUGUUUUUUACGAGAUAAAAAAAUGUUUUUAGGGGGAAAAAAAAGUUUUUUUUUUAUACAAAGGAAACUUUUUUAACACGAGUGAUAUAAAGUUAUAAACUUUUAUAGUUUUGCUUCUGGAGCAAUGAAAAUGUGCAUUUUUAGUUUAUAAUAUUGCGAAGAAUAUUUGUUAUUAAAAUUUUAUUUAUUUUGCUUUGUAAGCUAAUUCUAAAAUUUUUUUGUAAAUGUAUUUUUAAUUUAAUUUUACAUUCUUUUAGGAUUCAAGGGUUUUUUUUUUGCAAAGUUGUUUAUAAGAGGCAACGAUUUCUUUUCUCCUUGAAAACGUGUGAUUUUGUUUUAUUCAAGUUCUUCACUGGGAAAAAAAGUGUAAAUGUUUUUUUUCUACUUCGAGAUAAUUUCAUUUCUCCUGGCUGCAAGACUAACACAAUAACUGUUGGAAUUGAAAUAAACAAAAAAAAAAAAAUAUAAAGCAAUGACAGGAAUUGAAAGUGAGAAUAAAUGAUUAUUUAUCGAAUUUUGAGAGAAAAGUGGCAAAUAUUUAAAAAAGGAUAUAUAUAUAUAUACAAAUGUAGAAUUAGUUUUGUUUCUAUCAGUGUCGGUAUAAAAAAAACAAUGACUUUUUAUACAGUUGUGUUCGAAAUAGAUUUUACAAUAGGCUGAUGACAAGAUUUCAAAUUCACAAUCGUUGAAAAAAUGGCAUUUAAAAAAAAAUUAAAUUAAAAUAAAAUUAGUGAAUAAAUCCGCGAAGCGAACGUCGUAUCCGUUACUCUGUCGAUGUAGCCCUCGCCUGUCGGCACACAAGAGCAUCGCGUAACAAGCGACAGGAAUUUUUUUUUCCUUCUUUUUUUUAUGGCGAAAAAAAUGUUCUUGUUGCUUGCUUGCUCUGUCUCCAUCUUUUUAAACGUAUGAACUGCUCACUGCCUGCGCUCGCUCAUUUUGCUGGGCUAGCGCGCUGCCCAAGUGUGCCAGUGUUUCUUUAGGAAAACAAAAAAAAUUGUCCGCUGAUUUCACCAUCUCUGCAAAAAAUCACUCUCGUUUUUUUACGUAACAAAAAAAAAUUAAACGUCUGACCAUCCGGAGAUGAUGAAUUCAGCCAAAAAUUCUGAAGAACACUAGCAUACUGGAAAACCUAUUUAAAAAAAAGGCAACGCAAAAAUAUAUUUAGCCUUGAAAAUCAAAAAAAAAGAAAGGGAUAAAAAAUUAUAAUAUGUAAUUCUAUACUAUGUGCAAUUGCAUAUUUUCAAGUUGAAUGAAUUUUUGCUCUUCAAAAAAAAGAAAAAUUAACUUUUUUUUUCCUUUUUGGAGAUUUGCCCCUCACACGCACACCGGGCAGCAUUACGUCAUACUUACCUUGGUUGAAUCACUGAGUUUAUAUGGAAGAAUACAAAAUAUAUAAAAUGCAUUGGAUAAAGUAUAAUAAUAAGAGGAUAACAACAAAUAAUAAUGAAUAAUUAUAUUACAGCUUGAAUUUAAGAGUGAGUGUGUGAAAAGAAAAUGGGGUGAUGGAAAAUGUGCAUAUAAUAAUUUCUGAAUGAUCGCCAAAAAACAAAUAAUGUUUGAAUGAGACAACAAAAAUUAAAGAAGCACAAAAAAAAGAAAGAAAAUCAGGCAACGAGUAUAAAAAAAAGUAUGAGAUUCUACAAUAUUUGCGCGAACAUGUGAAUUGAUUUGUAAUUUGUAUGAAUGUGAAUGAAGAAAAAAAAGAAAUUUUUAAUUAAUACACCCAAAAAAAAAAAUUGGGAGAAAAAGAGAGAAAGAGGCGAUGCCUGUUUAUGAAAAAAGUGAAUGAAUGUGAAAAGAAAAAAAACGCAAACUUUGUGGCUAAUACUUGAUUUGUAAAUCAUUUCUUGUCAAAAAGUAACGAGUUUUUUUUCUGAAAGCGUAAAAUAUGUUGGGUAUUCUUUCUGUGUGUAAAAAUGUAAACACCUACAACAAAAAAAAACCCACGAUGAAAUCAAUGUUUCUAACUUAUUUAUAAUAAAUAAUAUACAUUAAUGAUACAAAAAUAAACGCAGUUUUGCGAUUAACAUUAA